Molecule: messenger RNA, 2475 nt
Organism: Drosophila navojoa
Lineage: Eukaryota; Metazoa; Arthropoda; Insecta; Diptera; Drosophilidae
Gene: Lsp1gamma
Product: Larval serum protein 1 gamma
Source: RefSeq, a predicted model, not a curated record
UUAGAGCAACAGUCUUUAGGUGUUUGGAGCUGAAGCAUACCAAAGCCGGAGCAGUAGAAUUGAACGCAACGAGAAUGAAACUGACACUAGUCCUUCUUGCCCUCGUGGGCUGUGUGGCCGCAUUCAGCGUGCCCACCUCAACAAAGGUGAAGAUUGCCGAUGCUGAGUUCUUGAAGAAACAACAGUUCUUCUUUGAAAUUCUCUACCGCGUAGAGGAUCCGUUGAUGUUCGAGGAGUGGAUCAAGAUGGGACAAAAACUGGUGGUUGACAAGGCACAAUACAAGGAGUAUGACUUCUAUAUGGAGAAAUUCUACGAGUCCUACAAACUGGGUGCCUUGCUGCCCAAGGGUGAAUUCUUCGGUGCCCUGGUCAAGACCCAUUACAAGCAGGCUUAUGGCUUGUUCAACUUCUUCUACUACGCCAAGGACUGGGCAACCUUCGUUAACAACGUUGCAUGGGCUCGCAUCCAUGUGAACGAGGGCAUGUUUGUCUACGCUCUGACCCUGGCUGUCAUCCACAAGCCAGAAUUGGAAGGAUUCAUUCUGCCCCAGAUCUAUGAGAUCUUCCCGCAGUACUUCUUCAACAGCAAGUUCGUGUACGAUGCCGAGAAGUUCGACUAUGAUGUGUGGAGCAAGCUGAUCAUGUACGAGAAGGAGUACAAGGAUAUCCUGUACAAGGAUGUUAGCGAGUUCAGCGACAACUUCUACUUCUACACCAAGGACUGGAAGACCUGGCAGUGGUGGAAGAUGAUGGGUCUGGGCGAGCACUUCUACGUUGAGGAUAAGUUCUUCCUCCGUGAAAACGUUGCACAGUACAACAAGGAUCCCAAGUAUGCUCAAAUCAUGAACGGCCUCUACAAGUUCUACAUGCCCGUCGACUAUACCCGCGACAUUGACUUCUUCAACGCUGAAAGCAAACUGAGCUACUUCACCGAAGAUUUGGGCUGGAACGCCUACUGGUACUACCUGAACAUGGACUACGCUUUCUUCCUUGAUGGCAAGCAGUUCGGUUUGGACAAGGAUCGUCGCGGAGAAUGGUGGAUCUACAAUGUUCAACAGAUUCUGGCCCGCUACUACCAGGAGCGUUUGGCUAACGGUUUCGGCGAAAUCCCAGAGUACUUCUGGUACAAACAGGUCGAGUAUGGCUAUGAUCCUCAGUUGAUCUACUACAAUGGCAUUGGCUACAGCUACCGCAAGAACUACUUCGAGUACCAGACCUACGGCAAAUUCGAUAUGCUCUACCAGAUCCAGAACUUCUUCAAUCGCAUCAACGAUGUGAUUGAGACCGGCUACUACAAGACCGCCGAUGGUGUUGUCAUCGAUUUCCGCAAGCCCGAGGCCAUCCAAUUCAUUGGCAACUAUCUGCAGGGUAACGUUGAUACCUACGACAAAUACUUCUUCAACUACUACUAUGUGCUGUCGCAUAUGUACUUCGCUGAUGUUGACUACUUCGACUUCGAGGUCUUCCCCAACGUGUUCCUCAACUUCGAGACCAUGUUGCGCGAUCCCUUCUUCUACUCGUUCUACAAGAAGUUCACUGAUGUCUUCUACAAAUUCAAGUUCUAUCUGGCACCCUACACCAAGACUGAUCUUACCUAUGAAGGCUUCAAAUUCAUGGAUGUGUCCGUCAGCAAACUGGAAACCUACUUCGACUUUGUGGACUUUGACGUCACCAACCUGCUCAACGACAAGAUGACCUUUGUCGAUGGCAAGUUCGUCUGGGACAAGACUCUCCUCGCCCGCCAGGCCCGCCUUAACCACAAGCCCUUCAACUUUGAGUUCAACAUCGUAUCCGACAAGGUGCAGAAGGGUGUUGUUCGCGUCUUCCUGGGACCCAAGUUCGACGAGUACGGUCGCGUCAUCCCGCUGAAGUACAACACUCAGAACUUUGUGCAGAUCGACAGCUUUGUCUAUCCCUUCGUUGCCGGCCAGAACACCAUCAAGCGCAGCUCCAAGGAGUUCACCUGGACCGCUGAGGACCGUAUCACCUACACCGAGCUCUACAAGUACGUCAUGCUGGCCAGCGAGGGCACCUACGACUUCCCAUUGGAUCUGAGCGAGCCACACAACGCCUUCCCCGAUCGCCUGGUCUUGCCACGUGGCUGGGAGGAGGGCAUGCCCAUGCAGUUCUACUUCUUUGUCUCGCCCUACACCGAGAACUACGAGCAGUUCUCCAACUUCGACUACACCUACCAGUCCGGCGUUGGCUCCGGCACCCGCUUUGUUGACAGCAAGCCCUUCGGCUAUCCCUUCGAUCGCUCUGCCGAAGAGUACAGCUACUUUGUGCCCAACGCUUUCUUCAAGGAUGUCAAGAUCUACUAUGUCGAUCAGUUCGCCAAGUACUUCGAACAGAAGUAUGACAACUACGGUACGUUUGACUACUCCAUUGUGUACUAGAAGAUGCCAAUCGAUUUAGCUCAUAAGUACAUUGUAAUGCAACACCAAAAAAAUCAAACCAAAAAAAUGAAACAAAACU